This is a messenger RNA of Penicillium olsonii, 675 nucleotides long. Lineage: Eukaryota; Fungi; Ascomycota; Eurotiomycetes; Eurotiales; Aspergillaceae. The record is from the annotation of a GenBank genome assembly.
AUGCUCUCCGCCGGCGAACGACCGCUUCCUCACGCCAAAGUAGACACUGUCACCAUGCCCGACCUCUCCAAUGGAACGGCGGCAGUGCUUCAGGAGAACCCCACGAACCCGGCCCAUAUCCAACACAUCUGGGUCGUCACCGGCCCUGCAGGCUGCGGCAAGAGCACUGUCGGCAAUGUGCUGCGCACCGAACUCGGUGUGCCAUUCCUAGAAGGCGACGACUACCAUCCGGCCGCCAACAAAGAGAAGAUGGGCGAAGGGAUCCCUCUCACAGACGCAGACCGCUGGGACUGGCUGAUCUCCCUCCGACAAGCCGCCAUCGACGCCCUCUCCCCCUCGGAAAGCAACAAGUUUCACCCACCCGCUGGCGUGGUGGUCGCCUGCUCCGCCCUGAAGCGGAAGUACCGGGAUGUGAUGCGCGUGGCGGCGUAUGGGUCCUCCUCCGUCCAGAUCCACUUCGUGUAUCUCAAGCUCGACGAGGAGGUGCUGCUGCAGCGUGUCACCCAGCGUCAGUCUCACUAUAUGAAGAGCAGCAUGGUGCAGUCGCAAUUGGCGGCGCUGGAGGAGCCCAAGGGCGAGUGGGAUGCCAUGACCAUCAACGUCCAGGGGUCCAUGGAAGAUGUCCAGCGCAAUGUGAUUGAAGCUGUGACCGAGAAGCUGGCUGAGUAUGUCUGA